UCAUUGGUGGUUUUCCUUGUUUGGUAUUUGUGAGUUAAAAAUAAUUAUUCUGUACAGUUAAAUACAAGGUUAAAUGUAAUAACUAUAACAAAUCAGUAUUAUAAAUAGUUAAAAAUGUGCACGAAAGGAGUUUUUUCGUUAUUCAAUAAAGACGUAGAGGAAGGUUACAAUGAGGACCAAGACAACCUGCAGCCACUGAUCAACAUAAACAAUCCACAUAACCGCCCUCGACCCAACAGGCCACAACAGCUGGGAUUCACAGAUACGAUGCCUGAAAUCCAAAAGAUGCACUUCUACGAUUCGACACCAUCAGUCAUGUCCACGCCAGAUGUAACCCCGGCACCAGAAAUAGAAGAUACAUGGCCUAGAAAAUGGCGACGGAGCGACCGACGUCUCAGAAGACUUAACACAGAACUACUAGAGGCGAUAGAGGGCCAUGACGUGGAAGAAGUUGAAAGGUUGCUCCAUUCCGGUGCAAAUCCAAACGCAACAUGUCGUCUCGACCUUGUAUCAGCUUGUCACAUAGCUGCUAUAGCUGGUGGAGAUGCACUCGGUCUACUCAUCAAGUUCGGAGCUGAGAAACAUCGGUUAGACAGACUGGGACGGACACCUUUACAUUUGGCUGCAUUCGCGGGCAAUGCGAGACAAGUUGCGAUACUGCUGAACUUUCCAGAAGAAAUGCAAGAUCGUGUUGAAAGCGAUAUGUCUUCUGAUGCCGAAGAAGACGUAAGAAAGAUGUGUCCAAGAACCAGAGACAUGGUGAACAUACGCUGUGACUUAGGUGAUGUGAGGACAUUACUACCUAAGACAUGGAAGGAUAACAUUGAUCACAAUUGCAAGAAUAUUGAAGGAUCUUUACCUCUCCUGCAACCAGGCUGGACACCACUUCACGUGGCAGCGGCUUGCGCUCGGAUGCACUGCACGCGGCUGUUACUGGCUGCGGGCGCUGACCCUAACAUCUGCGACGAGGCCGGCAGAACCGCCCUUGAUGUUGCCGGUUAUGGACAUUACUUUAACCGGAAUAUUAACAAAAAAAAUUUCCUAUCUGUGUUGCAAAUGUUACAUAAUGCUGGUGGGACACACAAUACGAUGAAGACUAAAGGUCUCAAUAAUUUAGACACGCCAUUACACACAGCAGUCGAACUAGAUGAUAUUGAUAGUAUUAACGAAUUGCUUAGAGCUGGAGCUUCUGUUAAGUGUUUAAACUCUUCGGGACAAACACCUCUACAUGUGUGUGUUAAGAAGGAAUUAGAGGAACCUUUACAGAUUUUAGCAAAUCACAAUUAUAAAGAUCCUGAUCCAUUAAUGGCUAUGGUUGAUGUGAAGGACAAAGAAGGUCAUACAGUACUCCAAGCAGCAGUGGAAGCUGCGUGGGUUCCUGGAGUGUGCGUAGCUCUUGAAGCUGGUGCUGACGUCACAUUAAAGGCAAACGACGGAGAAACACCAAUCCACUCUGCAGCAGCUUUAGGCAAUUUAGAUGUUUUAACAGAAAUUCUUAGCUUAGCAAAACAAACUAAUUUCAUUGAUUGUCAAAAUGAAGAAGGCGAGACGCCUUUGAUUAAAGCUAUUAUAAAUGAGAACCUUGAUUGUGUUCAAGCUAUACUCCAAGAAGGUGCUUCCAUAAAGCUUACAAUGCCUGGAGAUGUCAACGUAUUCCAUGUGGCAGCAGAAAAUGGAUGUUUAGAUAUACUAAAAAUUCUUUUAGAAUACGACGAUGAUGUUACACGUACUAUGAUUAAUUCUCUAACAGCAGGGGAUAGAAGAGGCUUCGGACCUAUACAUUUUGCAGUCGCCAAUAACCACUCGAAAUGCGUACAACUUCUAUUAUCGAAAAAUGCUGAUAUAAGACUUCGAACAACUAGCAGUCCUCAUGGUAGUUCAACUCCUUUACACAUAGCUGCUGUCUACAAUCAUAUAGAAAUAGCAAAUGUUAUAUUGAAAUUUGAUAAGACAACCAUUCACGAAGUUAAUGGUAUGGGAUGGUUUCCCUUACACACUGCAAGUCACCAUGGCAGUCGCGAUGUUAUAACACUGUUACUCCAAGAAGGUGGUGAUUUAUCUGGUUAUACAGAUGGUCCAAAGAAAUAUAGAAGAACAGCGAUAGACAUGAUAGUCAACAAUAUAUCAAAGCCAACAGAUUUCUUAGAAGACGUAUUCGAUUCUUAUAUUUCAUCGAAUUGUCAGAACUUCAAAGAUUCCAAUUGUGAGAUCACAGUCGACUAUAGAAUAUUAAUGCCGACUAUUUGUGAAAUGGAACAGAUGAAAGUAAUCGAAGCUCUUCUUAAAACUGGCAAUAGAUAUGGACAGAAAAGAUUAUUAGUACAUCCAUUAGUUGAAAGUUUUCUAUACUUAAAAUGGAAGGCACUUUUGCCAUUUUUCUACACAAUAAUCGCUGUUUAUUCUCUAUUUGUUACAUCUUUGACUAUAUUUAUUGUGUCUGUAUUCUUUUACAUGGAUACAAAGGAAACAGCUCCGAUAUGGUUGAACCAGAAUAUCUGGGGAUACAUCGUUUACUCAACGAUCUUUCUAAUUCUCGUUCAGGAACUUCUUUAUAUGAAUAUUAAAAGUAGUAGAUACUUUUUUCAAUUAGAAACAUGGGUUAAAUUCGGAUCUAUAGGAUUGGCAAUGAUAUUACCAGCAGCUAUUAUGAUAACACCAUGGUUGACUGCGGAAUGGUUACGUCAUGUCGCGACACUAGCGCUACUGUUGUCGUGGUUGGAACUAAUGUUUUUACUAUCAAGGUUCCCAAAUGGAGGCUAUUAUGUAUUAAUGUUUGGGAAAGUAGCUUCGAAUGUUAUAAGGAUAAUACUGACAUUCGCGUUCUUAAUAAUAGGAUUUGCAUUAAGUUUCAUGAUACAAUUCCACGCUCAAAUACCCUUCGAAGGUCCAUGGGCAGCUUUCGUUAAAACUAUGGUCAUGAUGACAUCUGAAUUUGAUUACGUUGCAUUAUUUGAUGAGGAGCAUUCUAAAGAUCUUGCCACUUCACUAAUAAUAGUAAGAGUUGUGUUUCUUAUAUUCCUAAUUCUAGCAGCAAUAGUACUAAUGAAUCUACUAGUAGGUGUUGCUGUAAACGAUAUUAAUGAUUUAGAAGUACUAGGAAAUAUCAGAAGAUUAGCUAAACAAGUAGAAUUUCUAAGUACACUAGAUAAUUUAGUAUAUAAUAAAUUCUUUAAUAAAAUUCUACCGAACAGAAUAAAUAAUCAGAUCAAAACAAAACGGAGAGUUAUAGGUACUAUUAUGUUGUGUCCGGGGAAACCAAGAUGGCGGCACAACAAGGUAAUGCCAACUCGAAUCCGUGACGCAAUAAUGAACAAAGCCCAAAUACAGCAAAAGCAAAGAGAAGACGAAUUAGGAUUGCAAAUGUUUAAUGAUAAAUUAAAUGCAAUGUAUGAAAUAAUAACAAAACAAGAUCGAGAACAAAAAAAGCAAACAGAAAUAGAUAAAUCUGAAUAUAUAGCAGAUAAAUUUAAAAUGAAACAUGAUAAUGUACUGAAACGCUUACAUUCUGUAGAUCAUGACAUAAAGUUGGUCAAAGAACAAAUUAAUACAUCUAUAGAAAAUUCAGAGUCGUCAGUAGAUAAAUUAAACGUAAAAAUAGAUCAAAUGUCUUUAGAUAUUGAAGAAAUUAAACAUUUUCUGAGUAGACUGGAAAGCAAAUUAGGUAGCCUAUAGAUUUACGUAAACGAAUUCAAUGGAAAGGAGAAUUUUUAAUAAGCCUUUCUAAAUAAUUUUAUCUUUAUAAGUCUGUAAUCAUAGACUUAUAAGAAACAGAUACGAUUGUAACAUUAAUUUAAACUCUGAAACGUUACAAAACAAAUCUUACUAAUUUUAAAAAUGCGAUAGUUUAGAUGC
Messenger RNA from Papilio xuthus (Asian swallowtail), 3852 nucleotides. RefSeq names its product transient receptor potential channel pyrexia. Gene Ontology annotation, biological process: monoatomic ion transmembrane transport. NCBI's taxonomy places the organism in Eukaryota, Metazoa, Arthropoda, Insecta, Lepidoptera, Papilionidae. The transcript has 11 exons. Gene Ontology annotation, molecular function: monoatomic ion channel activity; protein binding. The record is from RefSeq and is a predicted model, not a curated record. Gene Ontology annotation, cellular component: membrane; transmembrane transporter complex. Bases 115 to 3672 code for a protein of 1185 amino acids.